Epinephelus lanceolatus (giant grouper) is the source of this 2062-nucleotide messenger RNA. Its product is annotated as EH domain-containing protein 2-like. Gene Ontology annotation, cellular component: cytoplasm; plasma membrane. Gene Ontology annotation, molecular function: calcium ion binding; GTP binding; protein binding. The record is from RefSeq and is a predicted model, not a curated record. Lineage: Eukaryota; Metazoa; Chordata; Actinopteri; Perciformes; Serranidae. Gene Ontology annotation, biological process: endocytosis; endosomal transport.
UAUUCCUUGUUCACAUUCUUCCAUCAUUCAGUUUGGUCUUAGAAGAGUGAGCAGCUUCCACACUGAGAAAUUAAGAGCAGAAAUUCAUCACUAUGUCUUUCCGGAGGUUUAGGAGCAACCCUAAAACACUGGGGGACGUCAGUGUGGUGACAGAGGAGCUGAAGAAUCUUUACUUUAAGAGGCUGCUGCCGAUAGAGAAGUACUAUUCUUUCCAUCACUUUCAUUCGCCAAGCUAUGAGGACGCUGAGUUUGACAACAAACCAAUGGUCCUGGUGAUGGGACAGUACUCAACAGGAAAGACAACUUUUAUCAGGUAUCUCAUAGAACAAGAUUUCCCUGGUAGCAGAGUUGGGCCAGAGCCAACCACCGACUGCUUCACUGCCCUCAUGUAUGGAGAGGUGGAGGGAAUCAUCCCUGGCAAUGCCCUCACAGUGGAUCCCAAAAAGCCCUUCCGCAACCUCGACCCUUUUGGGAAUGCUUUCCUGAACAGGUUCCAGUGCGUUCAGCUGCCAAAUAAAGUCCUUGAGAGCAUCAGCAUUAUUGACACACCGGGCAUCUUAACUGCUGCUAAAAGAAAACUGAGUCGAGGCUACGACUUCCCAGCAGUGCUGCGCUGGUUUGCAGAGCGUGUGGAUCGAAUCAUCCUGCUGUUUGAUGCACAUAAACUAGAGUUCUCUGAUGAGCUCACUCGGGCCUUUGGGGCCCUGUGUGGCCACGAGGACAAGCUGCGUGUGGUUCUCAACAAGGCUGACAGAGUGGACUCGCAGCAGCUCAUGAGAGUGUACGGUGCCCUCAUGUGGUCACUGGGUAAAGUGUUUCGAACCCCCGAGAUCCUGCGGGUUUACAUCGGAUCUUUCUGGUCAGAGCCAAGGCAGAUGUGUGACCACUACCAGCUGAUAGAGCUGGAGGAGGAGGAUCUUUUGGCUGAUAUAAGGAACCUGCCGCGCAAUGCUGCAGUACGCAAGCUGAAUGACCUGGUGAAGAGGGCACGCUUAGUCAGGGCUCAUGCCCACAUAAUCAGCUACCUGAAGCAAGAGAUGCCAACCAUUUUUUGCAAAGAAAGCAAGAAGCACAAUCUGAUUUACCAGCUUCCUGUGAUUUUCACCAAGAUUCAGCAACAGCAUCGAGUCCCAGCCGGAGACUUCCCCGACUGCACCAAGAUGCAGGAGAAACUUCUGGGUCAAGAUUUCUCAAAGUUCAAGACACUGAAACCAAGUCUGAUGGCCUCCUUGGACAAACUCCUGACCACUGACAUAGCAAACCUGGUGCCUUUGCUUCAACACCAAGAGCAGCGGAAGAAAUCCCUCCCUGGUGUGCUGGAUGGUGAAUUUUUGGGAACAUUCAAGCCUGAGCAUUACAGGAGAGAUCCUUUCAAGGAACUCAAAAGGGACGACGAGAGCAGCGAGGCAGAUUUCGACGAGUGGGCCGUGGAGAAGUACAAGCCAAAGUAUGACGAGAUUUUCUACAACCUCAGUCCAAGUGACGGCAAACUGAGCGGCACCAAAGUCAAAGAGUGGAUGACGACCACGCUUCUGCCAAACUCUGUGCUUGCUCACAUCUGGAGGCUGUCUGAUGUGGAUGGGGACGGCAUGCUGGACAAUGAGGAGUUCGCUCUGGCGGUCCACCUUAUUGAGGGAAAACUGGAGGGACACUGGCUGCCCAGAGAGCUGCCGUCUCACCUGGUGCCACCAUCGAAACGGCUAAGUACAGCCAGCGAUGAGGAGCAAAUAUGAGGAAGCUGAGGCUCUGUGUACAUUAUUUGUACAUAAUUUCUAAUCCAGUAGUAGCAGUUUGUUGUUUAUAAAACUAACAAAAUGUACAGUGCCUGUUCAUGAACCUGAGAAGGUGUUAUCCAUUUAUAUGCUAAUCACUGUGAUGCUAAAACCUAAAGAUCACCAUUGAUGGUUUUGGUAACUGCUUAUUUUCACAGCAUAUCCCACAAUUUACAUCUGCACACAGCCAAAUAUCUGUGAGACUAAGAAAAGUAAAGCAGCAAUAGUUGGAAUUUCUCACAUUACCCAAAUGUAUUUUUUAAUCAAUGGUAUUAAACUUGUAAAGAUGA